CGUAACGGCAAGUGUUUCGGUGUCUAUGAGUUGGGAAAACCGGUUCUCUAUCUCUCGGAUCCGGAACUCAUUCGCGAGGUUUUGGUCAAAGACUUCCAUAUAUUCACUAAUAGACGGGACACCCGUACGGGUGGUGACCCAAUAUUUGAACACCAAAUUUUCGUUACGAGAGAUUCCCAGUGGAAAAGGAUCCGCCCCGUAAUAUCGCCCACAUUUACGAUCGCAAAACUCAAACGAAUGACUCCUUUAAUCCUUGAAUGCGUGGACACUAUGAACGACAACAUCGACAAAAUCAUUGCCAAAAGUAAUGGCAAUCUCUCGGCACCGGUAGACAUUAAAAUAGUUACCGGUGCCUAUUCUAUGGAGUCUACUAUACAAUUGGCUUUCGGCCGGAAAGUGUCGGCUCUGGACGACCCAAAUAACCCUAUAAUAGAAAAUUCCCGAAAAAUUCUUAGCCCGAGUUUAUUAUCCAUGGUUAAAUUUUCAAUCAUAAUGUUUGCUCCAAAUGUGGCACAAAUGUUGAGAAUAUCGAUGUUUGAUAAAAGAGUUACGAAAUUUUUCCGCGAUUUUACACUCAAUCUGAUCGAUGAAAGGCAACGUGUUUUGGAAACGGGAAGUCCUGUAAAAAGGGUUGACUUUUUGCAACUAAUGUUGGAUUCAAUGAGAGAUAAUAAUGAAACGAUCGAUGGGUCUAACGAUUAUACGGAUAGUAAGAGUGCAGAGAAAUAUCGGGAAAUACAACCGACGGAUGAUAUGACAGAUAAGAGCCUUUCAUACGACGAGAUCAUAGCUCAAUGCACGAUGUUUUUAAUGGCCGGGUAUGAGAGCAUUGCCGCCACGCUAUCCAUGUGUUUGUAUACAAUUGCUAAACACCCGGAAGUCCAACAAAAACUAUACGAAGAAAUUCAUACAUUUCACGGACAAAAGAAAUCGAGUGCCGAUUCGUACGAAUCAAUAAACGCAUUGAAAUACAUGGAGGCAGUCAUCGACGAAAUACUACGGCUAUACGGGAACGCUAUAUUUAUAGAGAGGGUGCCCAACGAGGACUACGAGCUUAAGGGCACCGGUAUUACUGUCAAAAAAGAUCACGUGGUCUACAUCCCAACCUACGCCAUGCAUCGAGACCCGGAAUACUUUGCUGAUCCGGAGGCGUUCAGACCGGAAAGGUUUUUGACGGAAAACAUAACCCACAAUCCCUAUACGUAUUUGCCAUGGGGGGCCGGCCCUCGAAACUGUAUUGGCAUGAAAUUGGCUCAGUUGGAAAUUAGAUUGGCCCUGGUCAACCUGGUUCAUCGAUACGUGUUUCACACUGCAGACAAACCAGUUCAGUUUUUUGGGGCCAAUGGAGCACUUACACAGAAAUCUGUUUACUUGAAAAUUAUCCUGGGCGUGGAUGCGUUGAGUAUCAGCACCGGGAGGUUAGCUUCUCGCGACAUCUCACGGAGUGGAUCCAUAUAUGCGGACCCAAUGAAUAAUUAA
This is a messenger RNA of Oppiella nova, 1479 nucleotides long. Lineage: Eukaryota; Metazoa; Arthropoda; Arachnida; Sarcoptiformes; Oppiidae. The record is from the annotation of a GenBank genome assembly.